GAGAGGAGGGGAAGGGGACGGGAUAUAAAGUUCAGUUCCUGUAUCAAUCAGGAACCUUGGGAUGUCGGGAUUUAUUUUAGCUCCAGGUUCACGAAUCGUCCAUGCCGAUCAACUCUCCCUCUUCCAAACAUCACUCGGGGAGAGAGAGAGAGCCAGCUUUGAAUAUUACAACCGUACAACGUCCCUCGACAUCUGUUUCUUUCCGUUACCCCGGGGCAACAGGAAAAUUCAGUAUAAAUCAGCGACUUGAAGUCAAUCUCGCGGAGCAGGGGUCAGUCUGCCAAUCGCGAAAUAUCGUCAGUGCACGAAUCGACCUUGACAAGCUCUCUACGGUACCAUACAGAGUAAUAUGGCCUCAACACCGUGAUAUUUACCCUGCGCUUGCACUCACGACCACAACUCGACCAAAACCUCACGACUUCUUCCUUUGCCUUCAACCGCGCGCCUUGGUAACGAGUCAUCCGGGCAUUAUCGCACCUAUCCGCGGCCGAAACAUCACACAAGGAGGGUCCCGGAGUGAGACAGAGCGGGGGCCACAGGGCUUUUGCUUCUUUUCCUCGUGAAGAGCAAGCAUCGUCGGGUCUCUCUCCAUUUCGAAAACUUGGGCUCUUCCCGACCUGCUUCAUCCAGAGCCACAAUGGCGUCGUCACCGCGGACUCCCGGGCAUAGCAGGGACCCUUCGAACGUCGACCUCUCCCCUGCAACGCCCCUCGCUGAUGGCAGUCACUCGAGACAGCUUUCUAAAUCCUCGAUGCACUCGCCCAGUACACCGGGUCGGCCAGGUUACAAUCGGUCAGAUUCUAUUGGGGGAGAU
Molecule: messenger RNA, 814 nt
Organism: Amorphotheca resinae ATCC 22711
Lineage: Eukaryota; Fungi; Ascomycota; Leotiomycetes; Helotiales; Amorphothecaceae
Exons: 1
Coding region: 102-563 (153 amino acids)
Source: RefSeq, a predicted model, not a curated record